AUGGCCCAACCAACCCGCGCGCUUCGCGCUUGCGAGAAGAUCGAGAAUGGACAAAAUGCAUUUUGUUGGUCUAAUGCUUUAGCAGUCUUGGAGAUUUCGAGGAACGUCGCUGAUCAACGCGCUGCGCUGAGCACCUCGGUCAUCAAUGCCUGCAGCAAGGCUGCAGAAUGGUGCAGAGGAGUUCAACUGCUACACCAGGCAGAUGGCAGCAGAGUGGAGCUGAACUUGGUGAAGUUCAAUGCACUUUUGAAUGUGAAGGGGAGAGAGUGGCAACAGGUUGUCAGCUGGUUGAGAUUAGCCGAAUCUUUCUCAGUUGAGGGAGAUCGUAUUACAUUUGGGUCCGAGAUCAGUGCAGUGGGUUCCAACUCGCAGUGGCUGCAUGCAAUAUUUUUCGUCCAUGAAUCACAGAGCAGGAGCAUUUCUGUUGAUAUAAUUUCUUUGAAUUCGGCCAUGUCUGCUUGCAAUUCUGCCUUUCAGUGGGCCGCAUCUCUUGCAGUUUUGGCAGACUUGACACUCAACAGAGUGUGCAGCGUACAAGGGAUCAACACAUUUGUAAUGAACAGCGCUCUCAGUGCAUUUGGACAGGUCGAUAUGUGGCAAGAGACCAUGCUCAUGCUCCAAGAGAUGGAAAGAGGAAUGGGCUUGCGGCCGAGCUUGGUCACCCGGAGUGUUGCGAUGUCUGCCUGCACCUUCGUCGGGCCGUGGGAUAUUUCCCUCUACCAGAUGUCGCUUGUUGUUGGUGGCAACGAAGUCACUUGCAGCACAGCAAUUAGCGCAUGUGCAUUGGGUAGUCUUUGGGCCAAUGCGCUGUCAUUGCUGGGAGUCGCCAUCACCAAUUCUUGGCCGAUUCGUUUGCGCAGUGUCAAUGAUGCCAUUGCUUACUGUGGAAGGCAGAAACAGUGGCAGUGGGUCUUAUAUGUUCUAGGUCAACUGGAGCGCCUCCGGGUGCAGGGCGAUGUGAUCACUUACACAUCUGCCAUCAGCGCUUGUGAAAGGAGUCAGCUGUGGAAGGAAGCUUUCCUUCUCUUCAGCUUGACAUCUCGAACUGUUCAGGCCAACAUUGUGACCUACAAUGCUGGCAUCACCGCCUUAAGUGCGAAAGGGAAGUGGCAGAAGACUUGCCUCCUUCUCCGAGAGCUCCACAUGCAGCGGCUGGCUUUUGACGCAGUCACCUGUGGAGCCAGCGUCGGUGUAUGCAGAGAAGGCGGGAACUGGGAAGCAGCUUUCAGCCUCCUCGCAUGCCUCGACGAGGUGCACCUUCAGUCAGAGGCCAUUGGUUUCAGCACGGGAAUUGAUGCUUGUGGGGCAGCAUCAGAGUGGCGAAAAAGCCUGGUUCUCUUACAGGAACUACCUUGGAAGGACGCGAUUGCCCACAACUCUGCAAUCACUGCAUGUGGGGAUGUUGCACAAUGGCAACUGGCGCUUCAACUGCUGAAGGAGGUGGACAGCAUAGGCAUUUCAGGUGCGUAUGGUGCUUCUCUUCUUUUCACAUCUGCAAUCGCAGCUUGCAAAACUUGUUGGCAACAUGCUUGUUAUUUGCUUGCAAGAAUGCAGGAUAUUCAAUUGCAAGCAAACUUGUUUGCUUACAAUGCUGCUUUGGGUGCCUGCGAGCAAUCUGGUCGGUGGCAGGAGGCAGUUUUAUUGCUCAAGGAACUGAGUGAAGAACACCUUCAGGGUGACAUGAUCAGCUUUUGUGCUGGUUUUGGUGCAUGCCGCAAGACGGAGCGGUGGGAGUUUGCCUUGACUUUGCUCGCGCUUUCCAGAUACAGCUUGAAGAGCUUGGUCCAGGCUUUGCCCGAAGAGGAGACGGGAGACUAUCAAGAUUCAGUCACAGGCGCUCAGUUGCAGAAUGGUUUGAUUUUGGCAAUCACGCCACCAAGCGUUAUUACCUACAGUGCUGUUGCGAGCAAGUGCUCCACAAAUCGCUGGCUCGCAUGCUUUGCUUUAACCCAAAAAUUCUCAGAUCUAGUGGCGUGUAACUCAGCCAUUACUAUUGGUGGCUUGGAAUCCUGGCUGCGUGCACUGGACAGGUUUGACGCAGUAAGCUGCAUGUCACUGCGUCCAGAUGUGGUGACCUACGGCGCGGCAGUUGCAUGCGGGUCGUGGCAGGUGGCCUCAUUGUUGCUGGAGAAGAGUUGCAAAUGCCACUUGGGAAGCAGUAUCGGAUGCGGUGCCGCGAUUAGUGCUUGUGAGGAGAACGCCGCCUGCUGGCGCACAGCUCUUGGACUGUUGGAGUUUGGAAAUGUCAGACGUCUCCAGUCCAGCAUUGUUUUGUGCAAUGCUGCUUCCAGUGCCUGCGAGAAGGGGAUGAGGUGGCAAGCAGCCAUAGAUUUUCUCAAUGCCUGUCAGAGGUUUGUGAAACCAAAUAUCAUCAGCUACAAUGCGGCAAUCUCUGGAUGCAAGCAAGCAGCUCAGUGGCUCUCGGCGCUGGACUUGUUUUCGGAGCUUCGGCAUGAGACAUAUCUGGAUGUGAUCACUUGCAAUGCACUCAUUGCUUCAUUUGAUCAAAUGGCCGGGUGGAAGCAGUCAUUGCAAAUGGUGCAGUUUCUUUCACAGCAGAGGCUCGAAGCAAAUGCUGUGACCUAUGGUUCUUUGAUUUCAGCAUGCUCCAAGGCCAAAGAAUGGCAGCGCGCUGUUUGUUUGUUGGCGAAAGCUCAACAGCUAACAGUUGGCGAGGCUGCUGUCUAUAAUGUGGUGCUCCGAGGAUGUCCAUGGCGAGCAGCUGCCACACUCCUAACAUCCAUGAGAGAAGCAGCUUUGCUGCCCAGUAUUCUAGCGAAUGAUGUAGUUAUGCAGGCCUACAGUGAUCAGGGGCAACAAGAGCAUGUUUGGGAAUUGUUGGUGAACACUGCGGAGAAACGGUCAGCACUAGAAUAUUUGUGGGGAUUAGCAUUGCUAAGCUGCAAAGAGCCUGACGUGAUCCACUCUGCUUGCGUCGAAGCAUUUCAGGAUUUCAGGGAAUCUAUUGGCAACCAGUCUCCAAAUGAGCAUGCUUGCCUGUGGUGGUCUACUGCCAUGCUGGGUGCAAGGAACAAGCGGUUGGACAUGCUGAGGGCGAAUCAGACCAUGUUUCAGAUUGCAGAGUUUCAACUUGACGAGCUUGUUACUGUUGCAUCAGGCUCCGUCGAUUGUGAAUCAAGCCUCUUUGCCCAAAGUCUAUUGUUGGCAGCGCAGCGGCGUACAGAAGCAGUUUUCGCUCAACUUCCCACUGAGAGCUUUUCGCUGGUCAAUUCGGGAAUGCAUGUGCUCGGUGACUUGGCGCUUCAUGAGACUUUCGGCAUUGAAACCACAAAAGCUAGCGAAGCCUGCGAAGCUAGCUGGCAUAACUCUUCCUUUGGCGAGGUUUGGGAUUGGGUUCAUUUGAGAUGA
Durusdinium trenchii is the source of this 3369-nucleotide messenger RNA. Lineage: Eukaryota; Dinophyceae; Suessiales; Symbiodiniaceae. The record is from the annotation of a GenBank genome assembly.